UAUUCUCAUUCAUAGUGGAAAGGAGGAAAUAAAAAUACAUUUGACGACGGGUUUAUGUACAUCAUUUCUGCAAUGUUGCGUCCAGAAAAGGAGGAUCCUGACCUGCAGCUAAGUCUUUCCUCUGACAAGAGUGAUGAUAAACCACAGAUCCACCACACGUUCAUGCCCAAGGGUCCUGUGCUAAAGGAUUCCACUGAAUAUUGUCCUUCAGAAACUUUGUUUAUGAUCAGAAUACAGCUGAAGCGUGUUCCACCAAAUAUUCUGACAAAUAGGACACUAAAGCAUUUGUAUCUUGAAGGAAAUCAGAUAUCCAGUCUGCCAGAGUCCCUGUUCACAAGCUUGCCCAGGCUGCUUUGGCUGGACCUCAGAAAUAACAAAAUUACAUCCCUUCCUGCAGAAAUUGGCUUGCAUAGAUGUCUGAGAACUCUACUGCUAGAAGGGAAUCUUAUCUCAGCACUUCCACGAGAGCUGGGAAAUGUAAUGAGCCUCAAAGCCCUCAAUCUAAGGUACUGCCCAAUCGUUUUCCCUCCUCGUGAUGUUCUGCAACAGGGACUACAGGCCAUCCUACAGUAUCUGAGGGCUGCUAUUGCAGAGGGACCAGUGAGUGUAAGAGCGUCUCUUCCAGAGCUGCCAGAGGUGGAGAAGCUCCAGUUGUCAGAGCUGGUAGGAUCCAGUACAGAGGAGUUGGCCGACGAGGAUGAGCUGCAGAGGUUCAGGGAACUGAAACGCAAAAUUAUUCUCUUGGACAGAACUGAGCUGGGUCCCUCGCCAGCAAAGGAAUACACAAACCCAAAGUGUCACUUUCUUCCUAUCAUCAAGAGAGCAGGUAACUCAGUGGAUAAGAAGCUUGAAGGAAAUCAGAUAUCCAGUCUGCCAGAGUCCCUGUUCACAAGCUUGCCCAGGCUGCUUUGGCUGGACCUCAGAAAUAACAAAAUUACAUCCCUUCCUGCAAAAAUUGGCUUGCAUAGAUGUCUGAGAACUCUACUGCUAGAAGGGAAUCUUAUCUCAGCACUUCCACGAGAGCUGGGAAAUGUAAUGAGCCUCAAAGCCCUCAAUCUAAGGUACUGCCCAAUCGUUUUCCCUCCUCGUGAUGUUCUGCAACAGGGACUACAGGCCAUCCUACAGUAUCUGAGGGCUGCUAUUGCAGAGGGACCAGUGAGUGUAAGAGCGUCUCUUCCAGAGCUGCCAGAGGUGGAGAAGCUCCAGUUGUCAGAGCUGGUAGGAUCCAGUACAGAGGAGUUGGCCGACGAGGAUGAGCUGCAGAGGUUCAGGGAACUGAAACGCAAAAUUAUUCUCUUGGACAGAACUGAGCUGGGUCCCUCGCCAGCAAAGGAAUACACAAACCCAAAGUGUCACUUUCUUCCUAUCAUCAAGAGAAAAACAGAGACUACCAAGGCCAGCAUAAUGCCUCCACUCCCCUUAUCUGACACCCAGCACCAGAAGAAGCCAGACGAAUGGAGGCACAGUGCAACGAAAGCAAUUGAAAAAUUCAAAGUGAAAGAAGCUCUGCAGCAGUGGUGUAGAAAUGCCCAAAAGACAGAGGGGCUGCAAAUGCAGGUGUGGAGGCAGAAGCACCAUGAAAAACAAAGAAGCCAAAAGGAAGCAGAAUCAAAAGCACACCCUGCAGAUUCAAAAAUUGUUCCUGCUCUGAUGUGCAUCUCUUGUGAAAGCAAGUGCCUUGGAUUCAGGUGAAUGCCCACUUAAUGUUACUAGUAUAUAAAUACUGAGGACAAUUUCUUGAUAUUCAGUUGCUCCCGCUUCUAAAAGCUUACA
This is a messenger RNA of Thalassophryne amazonica, 1773 nucleotides long. Its product is annotated as leucine-rich repeat-containing protein 40-like. The record is from RefSeq and is a predicted model, not a curated record. Gene Ontology annotation, molecular function: protein binding. NCBI's taxonomy places the organism in Eukaryota, Metazoa, Chordata, Actinopteri, Batrachoidiformes, Batrachoididae.